This is a messenger RNA of Abrus precatorius (Indian licorice), 3786 nucleotides long. RefSeq names its product RNA-dependent RNA polymerase 1. The transcript is spliced from 5 exons. Bases 131 to 3472 code for a protein of 1113 amino acids. Lineage: Eukaryota; Viridiplantae; Streptophyta; Magnoliopsida; Fabales; Fabaceae. Gene Ontology annotation, biological process: siRNA processing. Gene Ontology annotation, molecular function: RNA-directed RNA polymerase activity. The record is from RefSeq and is a predicted model, not a curated record. Gene Ontology annotation, cellular component: nuclear RNA-directed RNA polymerase complex.
AUGUAAGUGUCCAUGGCAGUGUCAGUGUUGACUUGAUAUUGACGAUCAAAUUCUUUCCCUCAAUUUGCUUCGAAUUGCUGAUACAUUCCUAUUUCAAUCUUGGGAAAGCCAAUAGAAUUAGCAUUCCGGAAUGAGUAAAACAAUUGAGUUGUAUGGAUUCCCUUCUUUUGUGACUGUGCCUGAUGUGAAGAUGUUUGUAGAGCAGCAUACUGGUGAAGGAACUGUGUUUGCUAUUAAGAUAAGACAAGGCAAAGGUCGAGUUCGCAGAGCAUUUGCUAUUAUCCAAUUCACUUCUGCAAAGUGUGCUACAUCUAUGAUAACCUUAGCUAAUGACGUCAUGAGAACACUGAGAUAUGGGACGUCCUAUUUAAAAGCUCGCGAACUGGAAAGAGAUAUUGUGCUAAAGCCAAGACCCUUUUUGCAUAGAUUGGUUGAUGUGAAACUGCAUUUUGGCUGUCAGAUCUCUAAAGGAAGAUUCUCUGUUUUUUGGAAAAAGGUGAAUGUUGAUGUAAAUUUUGGGAUUGGAAUGAGAAAGUUGCAUUUUUUAUUUUCACAUCACAAUGUGCAUUACAAACUUGAGCUUUCAUAUGAGAACAUUUGGAAGAUUGAGCUGCAUCGACCACGGGGUGAAACUGCAUCUUAUCUCCUGAUACAGUUACUUGGUGCUCCUCGGGUUUUUGAGAAUCUUACAUCGGCAAAUAUGUUUGAAAAUCCUUCGUUCAACUACUAUAAAGAUGCCCCUGAUGAGCAAUGGAUCCGAGCAAUAGAUUUCACUCCUUCCAGUUGUAUUGGGCAGUCUUCUGCUAUAUGUCUGGAGCUUCCUUAUGGCCAAAAUUUUCCAAAUUUCAGGGAAAACUUUGCUUAUUAUGAGGAAAGUGACAGGCCAUACACUUUACAAACAGGAGUUCCUUUUUCUCAAAAUCAGGGUCUUGUUCCCAUUGUUGCCCCUCCUCAUGGCCUUGAAAUACCAUAUGACAUCUUGUUUAAAGUUAAUUCAUUGGUUCAGCAUGGUUGUCUUGCAGGUCCUGCACUUGAUAGUGAUUUCUAUCGUUUGGUUGAUCCAUGUAGAAUGGACCUUGAAUUCAUUGAACAUAUCUUAGAAAAGAUGUACUAUUCAAAGGAAUUCUGUUAUGAACCCACAAAGUGGCUGACUGAUCAGUACAGAAGGUACCUUACAUCAAAGAAUCGUCCUCGGUCACCUGUGAUAUCCUUGGAUACUGGGUUGGUAUAUGUUCGCAGGGUUCUGAUUACACCAUGCAAAGUAUACUUUUGUGGUCCAGAGAUUAAUGUUUCGAAUCGUGUUCUCCGUCAUUUCAGUGAACAUAUUGAUAACUUUCUACGUGUUUCAUUUGUGGAUGAGGAGUUGGAUAAACUGUAUUCAACUGAUUUAUCACAACGUGCACUUGAGAAGAAAACUGAGAUAUACACUAGAAUUCUUUCCAUCCUUAGAAAUGGCAUAGUUAUUGGGGAUAAGAGGUUUGAAUUUCUGGCAUUCUCAUCAAGUCAGUUGCGGGAAAACUCUCUCUGGAUGUUUGCUUCUACAAAAUCUGGAUGUACUGCUGCUUACAUUAGGGAAUGGAUGGGAGAUUUUCGUCAGAUUAGAAAUGUGGCUAAAUAUGCUGCUAGGCUGGGACAAUCUUUUGGUUCGUCUACUGAAACUCUAAGUGUUCACAGGGAUGAAAUUGAAAUUAUUCCUGAUGUGACGGUUAUACAUUGUGGAAUUGAACAUGUAUUCUCUGAUGGAAUUGGGAAAAUAUCUCUUGAAUUUGCCCAGAGAGUGGCGAAAAAGUGUGGCUAUAAUUCCACUCCAUCUGCCUUCCAGAUUCGAUAUGGCGGGUACAAGGGAGUUGUGGCUGUGGACCCAACAUCAUCUGUAAAGCUAUCACUGAGGAAGAGCAUGCACAAGUAUGAUUCAGAUAAUAACAAAUUGGAUGUUUUGGCCUGUAGUAAGUUUCAGUCUUGCUAUCUUAAUAGGCAGUUGAUUACUCUCUUGUCCACUCUUGGGGUCAAGGACUGUGUUUUUGAGGAAAAACAAAGAGAAGCAGUUGAUCAACUGAACACUAUACUGACAGAUUCAUUAAAGGCACAGGAGGUUCUAGACUUAAUGUCUUCUGGGGAGAUCACUAAUAUUCUCAAGGAGAUGCUCAUUUGUGGCUACAAGCCCAAUGUUGAACCAUUUCUUUCAAUGAUGCUGCAAACGUUUAGGGCAUCAAAACUGUUGGAAUUGCGACUCAAAACUAGGAUCUUUAUUCCAGAUGGAAGAGCAAUGAUGGGAUGUUUAGAUGAAACUAGAACCCUGGAAUAUGGUCAAGUAUUUGUUCAUUUUUCUAACAAAAGGCUUGGGAGUCUUUCUGAUAAUUCUUUUUCAUAUGGGUUGCAAGAGACUCGUGUAAUCACAGGUAACGUAGUAGUAGCAAAAAACCCGUGUUUGCACCCAGGUGAUGUGCGUGUUUUAAGGGCUGUGGAUGUGCCAGCUUUGUACCACAUGGUGGAUUGCGUUGUUUUCCCUCAAAAAGGACACAGACCUCAUACAAAUGAGUGUUCGGGAAGUGAUCUGGAUGGGGAUAUCUACUUUGUUUGUUGGGACCCUGAAUUGAUUCCACCUCGCCCAAUCCAACCAAUGGAAUAUACUGCUGCCCCAAGUGAAAAAUUGGAUCAUGAUGUGAUGAUUGAGGAGGUUGAGGAGUAUUUUACCAAUUACAUACUUAAUGACAGUCUCGGAAUAAUUGCCAAUGCACACACGGUGUUUGCUGAUAGAGAACCUUCAAAAGCAAUGUCCAAGCCAUGUAUUGAGCUUGCAAAGCUGUUUUCAACAGCGGUUGACUUUCCAAAAACUGGUGUCCCAGCUGUUAUACCUCAGGAACUUUAUGUCAAAGAAUAUCCUGACUUCAUGGAGAAACCUGACAAACCCACCUACGAAUCAUGUAAUGUAAUAGGAAAGCUCUUUAGGGAAGUGCAAGGAAUAUCAACUAGUGCUGGUUCUAUUUCAUCUUUCACUUUGGAACUGGCAAUAAAGUCAUAUGAUCUUGACAUGGAAGUUGAUGGUUUUAAGGAUUAUGUAGAUGAUGCUUUCUAUCACAAAAGAAAUUACGACUACAAGUUAGGAAACCUGAUGGACUAUUAUGGGAUCAAAACUGAAGCUGAAAUUCUUAGUGGAAAUAUUAUGAAAAUGUCAAAAUCUUUCAACAAAAGAAGGGACGCAGAGGCAAUCAAUAUGGCUGUGAGGUCCCUAAGGAAAGAGGCCCGGACCUGGUUCAAUGAUAGCAGCAGUGGAGUAGAUUCUGGGAGUGAUGAUGCAUAUGCAAAAGCUUCUGCUUGGUACCAUGUUACUUAUCACCCCGAGUACUGGGGUUGCUACAAUGAAGGUAUGAAUAGGGAUCAUUAUCUGAGCUUCGCAUGGUGUGUUUACCCCCAGCUUGUACUAAUCAAGAAGGAGAAGAUCAGCAGCAUUAGACGUUUGAAUUUGAAUUGACAUCUCUGUACUUUUCACUCUCUUUGUUCCAGCUGGAUUUCAGAAGCAUCUUAUGCUUAUAUUGAUUAACUGCAUGUAUUGAUUUGUGGUAAUAUCAUAAAACUACUGUACCGAUUGUAUUGUAUCAUAAAAUCACUGGGUAUAGCUACUAUAUCAACUACUUUCUAUCGUCCAUGACAUCUUUUAACCCUUUCUUUAACACUAUUAAUGGGUGAAUUGUGUGUGCCCAUCUGUGAUCUUACGGGUAUUUUGUGGGAUUCAAAUGGUUCCUAUAAAGAGUACCAUUGACACACUUAUUUUAGGCUCACUUUGAU